AAUUUGCAGUUUCGACCAUUGUUUUUCUUCCCUUUCUGUGUUGUUUUGUUAGAAAUCGUUAAAUAGCAGUGAAGCAUGUCGGGUUAUUAUUAUUAUUACUCCGGGUGCCAAGAUCAGUACGAUGCCCACUACCUCGAUGCCUGCUCUCUUUGCCGCAAAUCGCUUCACAAUUCCGACAUUUUCAUGUACAGAGGGAAUACACCGUUUUGCAGCAAAGAGUGUAGACAAGAACAGCUGGAGGUGGACGAAUCGAGAGACAAGAACAGGAAAUCCGGUAGAUCUUUUAGGAAAUCAGAUGCCCAGAACUCUACCGGUAACAAAACUGUACGGACCGGCACGGUUGCUGUGAAUUAAUCCAGUAAUCACUGA
This is a messenger RNA of Hibiscus syriacus, 369 nucleotides long. Its product is annotated as FCS-Like Zinc finger 3-like. Gene Ontology annotation, biological process: regulation of DNA-templated transcription. The coding region runs from base 76 to 354 and encodes 92 amino acids. Gene Ontology annotation, molecular function: zinc ion binding. The record is from RefSeq and is a predicted model, not a curated record. The transcript has 2 exons. Lineage: Eukaryota; Viridiplantae; Streptophyta; Magnoliopsida; Malvales; Malvaceae.